AUGCGGCAGGUGUGCUGCUCCAGCCAUCAUCACCUUGCCGACCUGAACCCAAUCCCCUACCCGCGGAGCCCUAGAACGCUACUCACCAGCGAAAACACAACACCACCAAAAAACAGCUUCCAAGAGGUGCGUUGCGACCGCGUGUUUGAGGCGAUGCGCCAGUGCUGCAUCAAGUUCAAGGCGUCUGGCUCCCUCGUCUGCGACGGGUACGACCUAGAACCCAGGAAGUUCGCUCCGUCAAUUAUGGAAAAUCGUCGUCGCAUCCAACCACUUGGUAAAAGGAGUUGGAUGUAUAGGUACCCAAGAACUUUCCAAAUCACUGCUACCUUAACUUUCCUUGGAAUUUUCUUAUCCAAACCGAUAUACGACUCCUUCUUCAGACAGCAGGAGUUAGUGGAUUAUACCGAACCGCCGACUACACUGUCACGAAGAAGAACUUCUAACUAGAACGUGGAAAAUUGAAAUGGACUCCGUCGCAAAAGCUCGAGAAAGAUUCGCGAAAUACCCCCUCGUAUUUGGAAAGUGUACAAAACAGGGUGUUCUGUACGCUCGGUGUGUGCUUCUAAAGGAGGACGCUGUGAAAAAGGACGAUUGUGCUAAAGAGUUUCAGGAGUUCAACUCGUGUUUGCAAUCAGCCGCUAAGAAUAUGAAAACCAGGAUUUGAGAAAGCAUCAUCAUGGAGCGAUUUCUCAACUUUCUCAAUUUGCCGUUCAAAUACCAUCUGAUCGCUGGAGUGGUCGUAAGAUUUAUUCUGAUAGUGUAUGGAGAUAUUCAUGAUAGGACUUAUGAUGUGCCCUACACUGACAUCGAUUACAAAGUGUUUACUGACGCGGCGAGACAUGUUCUCGCUGGAAAUUCGCCUUACAAACGCCACACGUAUCGAUACAGUCCCAUAGUAGCUUACCUCAUGGUGCCUAAUAUACUAGUCAGCAGAAAUUUUGGUAAAAUACUGUUUUCCUUUUUCGACAUUUUGGUCUCUUUAGCGGUCAAGGUGUUGGUCGAACAUCAGUUGCGAUCGACUGCAGAGGAUCGCGCAUCCAAAGUGGCAAUUUACUGUUCAUUAUUCUGGAUUUACAACCCUUUGGGUAUUUGCAUCUCGACUAGAGGAAACGCCGAUUCGAUGCCUUGCUUUUUUAUAAUAUUGUCCAUACUCUAUUUGCAAACCGACUUAGUGGCAGGGUUAUGGAAGUACAUCGUUUCUGGUGUUUUACUGGGCAUCUCCAUUCAUUUGCGGCUGUAUCCUUUAGCUUUCAGCUUCCCAAUGUAUCUUUCUCUCGGCGAAUAUAAGAUCAACCGUAGAACGACUAUUACAGAUGGUAUAUUGUCAUUGUGCCCGAAUAAGAAGCAAAUUGUGUUGGCGCUCAGUUGCAUCUCCACUUUGUCUCUGCUCACGUACAGCAUGUAUUUCUUGUACGGAUACGAAUUCCUUUUCGAGACGUACAUUUAUCACUUUUUCAGGAAAGAUACCAGACACAAUUUCUCGGUGUUGUUCUACUAUUCUUACUUGACAAUGGACCAUCUUUCGUUCGACAUAGUGAAGGCCAUCUCGCAGGCGUGCGAGUGUAUUGUUUUGUUCGUGCUAAGUUUGACAUUCGGUUGUGACCCCAAGACUUUGAGCUUCGCAUUGUUUUCGCAGGCGGUGAUUAUGGUUGCGUUCAAUAGCGUGAUUACGUCACAAUACUUUAUUUGGUUUUUGUCCCUUUUGCCUUUGGUUGUUCACAGUUUUCGGCUGAUACCGGCUAAGGCGUUGAUUCUUGCGACCAUUUGGAUAUCUGCUCAGUGUUCGUGGUUAUUCUACGCUUAUCUAUUAGAGUUUCAAUGUAGGGAGGUAUUUAUACUACUGUGGCUCAUGAGCAUAAUCUUCUUUUGUGCUAAUAUUUUUGUGUUGAGUGAAUUAGUUAGAUGCUACACUCCAGAUUUUGGAUUUGGAAAAAUAGCCUGUAUUAACAAACGCACCAAAUCUGAGUAGUGAUAUAUAAAUAAUAGAAUUAGAAUUCUAGAUUUUGUUUUAUAUAGAUAGGUUAGAUUGGAAAUAAA
Molecule: messenger RNA, 2037 nt
Organism: Chilo suppressalis (striped riceborer)
Lineage: Eukaryota; Metazoa; Arthropoda; Insecta; Lepidoptera; Crambidae
Source: the annotation of a GenBank genome assembly